Annulohypoxylon truncatum is the source of this 1071-nucleotide messenger RNA. RefSeq lists its product as uncharacterized. The coding region runs from base 621 to 947 and encodes 108 amino acids. The transcript has a single exon. The record is from RefSeq and is a predicted model, not a curated record. Lineage: Eukaryota; Fungi; Ascomycota; Sordariomycetes; Xylariales; Hypoxylaceae.
CCUACAGAGUAUCUACAGUACUCACCUGCAUAAUACAGAACGGAAUACGAUGAAGUCAGAUUCAGUAACAAGCUUUCGCAGUGCAUCACGAGCACGAGAAAUCGCCCCCUUAAUUACUGAGUAGCUUGAAUCAAGGUAGAGUUAAGAGAUGCAAUACAUUUGAUAAAAGUCAACCCAUCGUUGUCGCCCCGUACACAAUAACUCCAUACCUUCAUGGCGCUGCACUUGACUAGCUCAAAACGGGAACCGUCUGGAUAUAGCUUCGAUCUUGAGGAUAGAUUUUACAUCGCACUAUCCGUACGCAUUUCAGUAGCCGUACCUAAACCCAGCGUCGCGUAAUAUAUUGAGAUCAUUCAUCUUGCUUGCCGUGUAUGUGACCUCAUAGCCAACAGUCAGAACAGCAGGAGUACGUCACGAAGAUGUCUAGCGUAAACUCUCUUAUGAACAGCAGUACGACAAUUUAAGAGAGCAAGACUAAGCCAGGAAAUGCCUUUCGACUUCAAAAAAAUCGCAAUUGAAUACUUGCCCUCCAAAAUUCCCAGCCAAAAUCAUUCGCGUUUCAAACACAUCAUAACUCGAGGAACAAUCAAAUAAUCAAAAGAUUCUAAUUCAUCCACACCAUGACCGAAAACAGCGGAAAGCAGACCAAAGAGCAAGGCGGCGGCAGCGGCCUCAUCGGCAGCGUCGUCAGCGGCGUCGACAGCAUCCUGACGGGCGGCGACAAGGCCAAGGGCCAGGGCGGGCUCGUCGGCGGCCUCAACAGCGCCAUCGGCAAGACGACCGAGGGCGCCGGGAACGCCCUGAACCAGACCACCGAGGGGCUCGGGAACACCGCCGGGUCGGCGACGGAGGGCGUCGGGAGCGUGGGAAAGGACGUCACGGGCACGUUGGAUAAUACUGUUAAGGGGGUUGCUGGGUCGGGGCAGGAGCAGCAGCAGCGGAAGUGAGGGAAGGGGCUAUUGCUGUGGUCGGAAUGAAUAACGGGCUGGAACAAAUAAUGGCACGGCGAUGAAUUCGGCGUGCAGGCUUUUUUCUACGGGGGCUAUGAUAAGGAGGCUGGUUUACUAAGGU